GUAGAAGAAGAAGAGUCAGAGUGGCGUGCGUUUUAUUUCGUGUUUUCUCGCUACAAAAUUUUAUUAAUUACUAAUAUAAGAAAAUCAAUAUUUGUAAUUUGAUUAAAUACAGUUCAUAGGCAUUAACAACACUUGAUUUGUAGUCAAGAAUGGAUUCCGAUUUGUAUGAUGAGUUUGGCAAUUAUAUAGGACCCGAUUUGGAUAGCGAUGAGGACGAUGACCAAAGCAUUUAUGGUCAGCCCGAUGUGACCGAUGAUCCAGAUGAGGAUGCAUUGGAUGAGGAUGAGGCGGAGCCGCAGGACGAUGAGGAGAAAGAGGUGACGGCCGUUGUGUUGCACGAGGAUAAACGCUACUAUCCCUCGGCUGUGGAGGUUUAUGGGCCCGAUGUGGAGACAAUUGUGCAGGAGGAGGAUGCCCAGCCAUUGGAUAAGCCGCUCAUUGAGCCGGUAAAGAAGCUCAAAUUUCAGAUCAAGGAACAGGAUCUGCCCGAAACCACCUACGAUAUGGAGUUCAUGGCGGAUCUUAUGGACACUCCGCCACUGAUACGCAAUGUGGCACUUGUCGGCCAUUUGCACCAUGGCAAAACGACAUUCGUCGAUUGUCUGAUACGGCAGACGCAUCCGCAGUUUGAGAAUAUGGAGGAGCGAUCGCUGCGCUACACGGACACGCUCUUCACGGAGCAGGAGCGCGGCUGCAGCAUCAAGGCGACGCCGGUGACUCUCGUCCUGCAGGAUGUCAAGCAGAAGAGCUAUUUGCUGAACAUCUUCGAUACGCCAGGCCAUGUGAACUUCUCCGACGAGGCAACCGCUGCGAUGCGCAUGAGCGAUGGCGUCGUCCUCUUCAUCGAUGCCUCCGAGGGUGUCAUGCUCAACACGGAGCGACUGCUUAAGCACGCCGUCCAGGAGCGACUGGCCAUCACUGUGUGCAUCAACAAGAUCGAUCGUCUCAUUCUGGAGCUGAAGCUACCGCCACAGGAUGCAUACUUCAAGCUGAAGCACAUUGUGGAGGAAGUCAACAGUUUGUUGAGCACUUAUGGCAGCGCUGAGGAUAAUCUAAUGGUGUCGCCCGUGUUGGGUAACGUUUGCUUUGCCAGUUCGCUUUACGGAUUUUGCUUUACGCUGAAAUCGUUUGCCAAGCUGUAUGCGGACACCUACGAGGGCGUCAACUACAUCGAGUUUGCCAAGCGACUCUGGGGCGACAUGUACUUUCACAGCAAGUCUCGCAAAUUUACGAGGAAACCGCCGCAUAGCUCGGCACAGCGCAGCUUUGUGGAGUUCAUAUUGGAGCCGAUGUACAAGCUGAUUGCCCAGGUGGUGGGUGAUGUGGAUACCACGUUGUCCGACACCUUGUCGGAGCUGCAUGUGCGCGUCUCCAAGGAUGAGAUGAAGUCCAAUAUACGGCCAUUGUUGCGUGUGGUCUGCAAUCGUUUUAUGGGCGAUUGCAGCGGCUUUGUUGAAAUGUGUGUGGAGCACAUCAAAUCACCGCUGGAGAAUGCCAAACGGAAGGUCGAUCACAUUUAUACGGGUCCCAAGGAGGGCGACAUUUACCGGGACAUGAUCAUGUGCAAUCAGUACGGCACACUGAUGGUGCACAGCUCCAAGAUGUAUCCCAACGAUGAUUGCACCUUCUUUCAGGUGCUCGCGCGCAUUGUGUCCGGCACACUGCAGGCCGGGCAGGAGGUGCGUGUGCUGGGCGAAAAUUAUACGCUCCAGGAUGAGGAAGAUUCACGCAUUCUACAAAUUGGACGACUUUGGGUGUACGAGGCGCGCUACAAGGUUGAAUUGAAUCGUGUGCCCGCCGGCAAUUGGGUGCUCAUCGAGGGUAUUGAUCAGUGCAUUGUGAAAACGUCCAGCAUUGUGGACAUCAAUGUGCCCGAGGAUCUCUACAUAUUCCGACCGCUUAAGUUCAACACACAAAGCAUUAUCAAGAUUGCUGUGGAGCCGGUGAAUCCCUCCGAGUUACCCAAAAUGUUGGACGGCUUGCGUAAGGUAAACAAAUCGUAUCCGUUGCUCUCCACUCGCGUCGAGGAGUCCGGCGAACACGUUAUCCUGGGCACGGGUGAACUCUAUUUGGAUUGCGUGAUGCACGAUCUGCGCAAGAUGUACUCGGAGAUUGAUAUCAAGGUGGCCGAUCCUGUGGUCGCAUUCUGUGAGACAGUGGUGGAGACGAGCUCGCUGAAAUGCUUCGCCGAGACGCCCAACAAGAAGAACAAGAUUACCAUGAUAUCUGAGCCGCUGGAAAAGGGUCUGGCCGAGGAUAUUGAGAACGAAACGGUCUGCAUCAAUUGGAACAAGAAGCGCAUCGGAGAAUUCUUUCAGAUCAACUACGACUGGGAUUUGCUGGCGGCACGUUCCAUCUGGGCAUUUGGACCGGACACAACGGGUCCGAACAUUCUCGUCGAUGAUACGCUGCCCUCCGAGGUCGAUAAGAAUCUGCUGACUGCCGUCCGUGAGUCCAUCGUGCAAGGCUUUCAGUGGGGCACCCGGGAGGGUCCGCUAUGCGAGGAGCCCAUACGCAAUGUCAAGUUCAAGAUUCUCGAUGCUGUCAUUGCCAACGAGGCACUACAUCGUGGCGGUGGCCAGAUCAUUCCCACGGCACGUCGUGUCGCCUACUCGGCCUUCCUCAUGGCCACGCCCCGUCUAAUGGAGCCCUAUCUGUUUGUCGAGGUCCAGGCACCAGCCGAUUGUGUCUCUGCCGUCUACACGGUCCUGGCGCGGCGCAGAGGUCACGUUACGCAGGAUGCACCCGUUUCGGGCUCGCCCAUUUACACAAUCAAAGCAUUUAUACCCGCCAUCGAUUCGUUUGGCUUCGAAACCGAUCUGCGCACCCACACUCAAGGUCAGGCCUUCUGUCUGUCCGUCUUCCAUCACUGGCAAAUCGUUCCUGGCGAUCCGCUGGAUAAGAGCAUCAUAAUACGACCGCUGGAGCCACAGCAAGCCUCGCAUUUGGCCCGUGAGUUCAUGAUCAAGACGCGUCGGCGCAAGGGUCUCUCCGAGGAUGUCUCCAUCAACAAAUUCUUCGACGAUCCCAUGUUGUUGGAGCUGGCGCGACAGGAUGUGCUGCUCAAUUAUCCACUUUAGUUUUAGUCUUGCAAGUGAAUCAAUAAAAGGCUGCUUAGUGGCCAAUGUCUUUAGAGGAA
Molecule: messenger RNA, 3139 nt
Organism: Drosophila grimshawi
Lineage: Eukaryota; Metazoa; Arthropoda; Insecta; Diptera; Drosophilidae
Product: 116 kDa U5 small nuclear ribonucleoprotein component
Exons: 7
Coding region: 150-3080 (976 amino acids)
Biological process (GO): mRNA splicing, via spliceosome
Cellular component (GO): cytosol; U2-type catalytic step 2 spliceosome; U4/U6 x U5 tri-snRNP complex
Molecular function (GO): U5 snRNA binding; GTP binding; translation elongation factor activity
Source: RefSeq, a predicted model, not a curated record